CAAGCGCAAAGAUGAGUCAAAUGUGGAGCUGCCUUUCGUUUUUAUAAUAGAUCAUUCCCCUCCCUCUUCUCUAUUUAGCCGGUGUGGGAAAGUUAACCGAAUAUUAGAUUAAAAAAAGACCUCCAUUCCAUAUGCCUAUACGAAUCUGCGGCAUCAACCGUCAACGUUUGGCUCAAAUCGAAGGUCUGUUUUUCCACUGUCUCGUUAAAUUUAUGUAACUAAGGUUUAUGUUAUCGUUAUUCGUUUAGAUUCACUGAAUUUCAAUCGAACCAAUCUUUAGUAUACUCAUGAGAAACUCUGUGGAGCAUUUGUUUGCUGUUAAAAUGCUUGGUGGCUGUGAUUUUCCUGCCCAAUUCUCGGUGAUCGUUAUUUCGUACUCAUGGAAGCAUAAUUGAAGUCGAAUUUAGGGUUCUGAAUGCAGAAACUAAAUAUAACUUUCCCAGAAUCCCAGCUCGGUUCUUAGAUCUGCAUUAGUGAAGUGUGUUGUAGAGAAGAGUUGCUAGGCUGAUCGUAUUAUGGAAGGAGUUAAGGGAGACGAUGAUGAUGGCGGCACACUGGCCCCACUGGUGAAGUGGAGAAGCGAGUUCUCUAGAAUGUUCAGGCACUACCUGGAUAGGUCUGUUCCUUACACAUAUAGGAGAUGGCUUGGAACAGUAGCGGCUGCGUCAGUAUAUGUAUUACGGGUUUACUAUGUUCGUGGUUUCCAUAUCAUAUCCUAUGGUGUUGGAACCUAUCUUUUGAAUCUGCUGAUUGGAUUCCUAUCCCCCAAAUAUGAUCCUGAACUUGAAGCUCUUGAUGGGCAUGCUAGAGAUUCCGAUGAAUAUAUACCAUUUGUUCGCCGUCUCCCUGAAUUCCUGUUGUGGUAUGCAGCUACAAAGGCUUUUGUUGUAGCUUUUUUUAUGACAUUCUGUUCGCUUUUCGAUGUCCCGGUCUUCUGGCCAAUAUUGCUUUGUUAUUGGAUUGUGCUUUUUGUUCUUACCAUGAAGCGUCAGAUAACACACAUGAUUAAGUACAAGUAUGUGCCUUUUGACCAUGGAAAACUGAAAUACAGUCGGAAGAGGUCGGCUGCAAGUAAUGGGGGCUCAUCAAGUGGUUAAAGUUGCGUGGGUUCGCGAUAGCAUGCUGUGGCUGAGGUUUGGAGAAUCACAUCUUUUUGUUUCUGAAGCAUUUUUGUGUAAUUGUGUUUCUCAGUCUGCUGAAGAAAAACUAUAGUUUGCUUUGACAUAAAAUCAGGGCUGAUGUACAGAAAGAUUACAUGGUAGCAUUUGGAAUAGGCUAAUGUUCUUUCAUGCCUCCCCAUGGCAAGAACUCCUCUGGGCGCAGAGUAUAUGUAGUCAAUCUGUAUCCUUAUUUUUUAAAGUAGUCCAUCUGUAUCCUAAUAACUCGUUUAUUUAACAAUUGCUGUUGUGCAGUUUUUGUUUUAAAUACUCCAACUAAUUUGCAAGUAGUGAAUGAAACUAAUCUGCAACUAUUUUCAUGUUCUUUCAUGCC
Molecule: messenger RNA, 1491 nt
Organism: Cuscuta epithymum
Lineage: Eukaryota; Viridiplantae; Streptophyta; Magnoliopsida; Solanales; Convolvulaceae
Source: the annotation of a GenBank genome assembly